AUGUGGUUUUCCUUUUGGAGAUCCCGGGAUCGAUUCUCAUUAGAUGAACUCAGAUACCUAACUGAUCAACUGAUGAAAGUCCAAAUUGUAAAUGAGGUUAACAAGGAUUUUGUGAUUGAAGCAUUGAGAUCAAUUGCAGAACUGAUAACUUAUGGAGACCAACAUGAUGCAGCCUUUUUUGAGUUUUUUAUGGAGAAGCAAGUCUUGGGGGAGUUCGUGCGCAUAUUAAGAAUUAGUAGAACUCUGUUUGUUUCUCUUCAACUAUUACAGACAAUGAGCAUUAUGAUCCAAAAUUUAAAAAGUGAACAUUCCAUAUAUUAUAUGUUUUGCAAUGAACAUGUUAACUGCCUAAUAACUUAUUCAUUUGACUUCCAGAAUGAAGAACUGUUGUCUUACUACAUAUCCUUUCUAAGAGCAAUAAGUGGAAAGUUGAACAAGGACAUGAUUUCUCUACUUGUCAAGACUCGUAAUGACGAAGUAGUUUCUUUCCCACUUUAUGUUGAGGCGAUACGGUUUGCCUUCCACGAUGAAGGCAUGAUUCGAACGGCUGUUCGUGCUUUAACGCUGAAUGUUUAUCAUGUUGGGGAUCAAGCUGUUAAUAAAUUUGUAGCCAGUAACCAGCAUGCAGAUUAUUUCUUAAACUUGAUCAAAUUUUUCCGGGAACAAUGCAUCAGUUUCAGUGUAUUGGUUUCAAAUGCUUCAAAGAAUCUACGUACUGAAUCAACAUCUUCCCUGCUUUCUGCUAUCGAUGAGAUUGAAGAUAAUCUCUACUAUAUUAGUGAUGUUAUUUCUGCCGGGAUUCCUGAAGUUGGGAGGUUAAUAAUGGAUGGCACGUUGACACUUCUGAUAUUUCCAUUGAUUCUUCCUUCUUUGAGGAAGGGUGAUGUUAAUAUUCAGGAAACAGGACUUGGUGCCGCCACUUCUUUAUAUUUACUUUGUUGCAUUUUGCGCAUUGUCAAAAUCAAAGAUCUGGCAAAUACUGUUGCUUCUGCUCUUCUCUGUCAUAUAGAGACCUUUGCUUUGAGAUCUGAACUCAAACUCAAUGGUCAUAUGUCUGACCAUGGUUCUCCAGAUGCCAGCCAAAAUGCAGAGGAGAGUAAUAUCGGCCCAGAUUCUUAUAAUAAAAGUCUCCAAGUUACCAUUCCGUAUCCUAUUUCUACUUCGCAAAGUCGAACUGCAGACGGUAACUUGCUACAACAUUUUACACCAAGGGAGGCCUUGCUUUCUUUUGUUACCUGCGGGGAUGAUGUUCAAGUAUCAGGUUCUUUAAGUCUACUGGCUAUAUUGUUGCAGACUAAAGAACUGGAUGAAUCAAUGUUAGAUGCUCUAGGCAUCCUUCCGCAACGCAAACAACAUAAAAAGCUCCUGCUGCAAGCCUUGGUUGGGGAAGAAUCCGGAGAAGAGCAACUUUUUUCUUCUGAAAGUACUGUGGUAAAAGAUGGCAUUUGCAGUGAACUUGAUAUCUACCUACAGAAGUUGAAGGGACAGUAUGGACUUUCUUGUUCAAGCCCAAUGGCUGGAGCAAGCCCCCGUGUGCAUAGAUUUCAAGUACUCGAUGCGUUGGUCAGUCUUCUCUGCAGGUCAAACAUCUCCGCGGAAACAUUAUGGGACGGUGGUUGGCUUUUGCACCAGUUGCUACCUCAUAGCAAGGCGGAGUUUAAUAGCCAUCAUGCUAGAUUACUCAGAGAUUCAUUGCAUAAUUGUACUCGUCGUCUUUUAGAGGAUACAAGGGGAACCUGGCCAGAUAUGUUAGUAACUGUUCUUUGUGAUGAGUGGAGAAAGUGCAAAAGAGUAAUUGAGGCAUCUUCUCUUCGAAAAGAUCCAAUGUGUAUGCUCUUGCCACCGUACAACCCUGCCUCAGAAGAGCUGGUUUCCGGUGAAUCAUCCUUUAUUGCUGGUGAAAGAAUGUGUGAGACAGUGAAGGUUUUUGUACUUCUCCAUCAUGUCCACAUUUUCUCGCUGGGCAGAAUUUUGUUAGAUCAACCGCCUCUUCUCUCUCAAGUUGACAUUCCAGAAGAAUCCCGAGCAAAGAAUGCUGGUGUAAAUCCAUCAGGACCAAAACCGGGCAUUGAAAUAAAUCUUGUGGAUGCAGUGCCCUGUCGAAUUGCAUUUGAGAGGGGAAAAGAACGUCAUUUUUACUUUCUGUCAUUCUCUAUGGGAAGCUCUGGGUGGGUUGCCCUUGCAGAGGAGUUAGUUACAAAACCACAUCAUGGAGUCAUCCGGGUUGCAGCCCCAUUGGCAGGGUGUAAUCCUAGAAGAGAUGAUAAGCAUCCGAGAUGGCUGCACCUCCGAAUUCGCCCAUCCUUGUUCUCCUUCACUGAUGCUGCUAUGCAUUCUGCACAUGGGAAAGUUAAAUUAAGAGCUUUGGUUGAUGGAAGGUGGAUUCUGGCAUUUCGGGAUGAGGAAUCUUGCAAGGCUGCUUUGACAAUGACUCUCGAAGAGAUCAGAUUACAGAGCCAUGAAGUGGAGAGGAGACUAAAACCUUUGCUUGAACUUGAAAAAGAUUUAGAUUCUUCAAAUCCUACUCAGUCUAUGGAGGAUAAGUCUUCAUGA
Molecule: messenger RNA, 2553 nt
Organism: Fraxinus pennsylvanica
Lineage: Eukaryota; Viridiplantae; Streptophyta; Magnoliopsida; Lamiales; Oleaceae
Source: the annotation of a GenBank genome assembly